Molecule: messenger RNA, 861 nt
Organism: Perkinsus marinus ATCC 50983
Lineage: Eukaryota; Perkinsozoa; Perkinsida; Perkinsidae
Exons: 8
Coding region: 1-861 (286 amino acids)
Molecular function (GO): protein binding
Source: RefSeq, a predicted model, not a curated record
AUGCGAGCAGUCGGUAGUCGUACUGAGGAUCAGGUCUUAGCGGCGACUAAGAUUACUCAGAGUAUAGCUACGGGCCUGUUGGAGGUGAUAGAAUCACUACGGGGAUCUCCCGACUCUGAUAAUUUCAAAGAGCCUGUACGAUGGAAGGAGCUAGGUCUUGACGAAUACCCUUUGAUGAUAAAGCGACCGAGGGAUCUUGGUACAGUGGAAGCACGACUGCUCUUAACUGUGAAGUCUAAGAAGUUGAAGAAACAUCCUCAGGCUGGGAGGGCUAAGGAAUGUGGGCGGUAUGGUAGCGUUUUGGAGUUUUUCAACGACAUUGAGCAAAUCUGGCAGAAUUGUCUGACGUGUGGAGCUGCGUUUAAUGAUGUUAGUAGUGAUAUCGCCCAUAGCGCAAUGCGCAUGCGUGCUACUAGUCGCACACGGAAAGAUACUUGGAUCCACAAGAUGGUCCCUGAGUUGGUGAAGGAUGGGUCGAGUCCGGCAACUGCGGCGACACCCUCCACAUCGUCCGAGAAAGAGUCCGAAACUUUGGGAAAUGGGAACAAGUCUAGCGGAGCGAAGCGAAAAAGCGGGGAAAAGAGCAAGGCUAAAAAGGAUGGCACUGAGGAUAAACGGAAGAGGAAAAGCAGAACGGCAUUGGAGAAAUCCAAGGCCGGAAAAGAUCAUAGCAAUCACCUCUUUAUAGAAGGGAAUAAUAAUGAUGGUGUUGGUGGUGGUGGUGGACGUAAUAAGAAACGGAAAAUGAAGGUGCUGACCGGUGCUGAAGGGACUGCGGCCGAUGGCGAGUUAACAGAGGCGGGCAAAGACGUCUUUGAUGUAUGCACCUACGAUCAGUUUAUCCUCUUCGCUGCAAUUUAG